CUGCUGGUGGCUGGCUGGCGGCCGGCAACUGAGCUCGUCGGCAGUUCGUUCUCAGCUCUCGUAAAGUGUGGUUGCGGACUCUGCUGCUCCUGGAGGGUUACGUCGCGUUAUUGAGGUUGUAAAGGUUUCUCGUGAAAACCUAUACCAUCCAUCCCAAGCAUCGCCACCUCAGAGAAACUCAUACCUGACCGCGUUACUACCUGAGUGUUAUUGAAAGUGUGGUCAAAGUUGAAGGAACCAACCAAGAUGCCGUCAGGCAAGUCACUCAACGUGGUCCAGAGAGAAGGUUUCUUUGACGAUGCGUUUUUCAAGGAGGCCUGGGAGGACUUCGACCGUGCUGUCCAGUCUGUUUUGGACAAGUUUGACAACACAGGACUCAAGGUAGACCAAGGCUCCAGGACAGAAUGCCGUGAUGUGUACAGCAAGAUCCGUACCAGCAAUAUCGACCAAGACCUCUAUGCCUCUCAAGCCCUCCAGAUCACAGAGAAGGAUGGAAAGUUCCAGGCAGUGAUGGAUGUGAAGGACUUCAAUCCUCGGGAGCUGCAGGUCCGAGCUGUAGACGAACGGAUUGUGGUCGAGGGAUCCUACCAGAAGGUCUCUGAGGACGGAAGCUCAUUGUCACACAAGUCAUUCUAUAAGGAGUUCGCACUGCCUCCAGCUGCCGACAUUGACCAAGUGUCCACAGCGCUCUCUAAGGAUGGUGUUCUUACUAUCAAGGCACCAAAGAAGGAUGGUGCUGCAAUUACCGAAGGUCCCAAGACAAGCAGCAGCAGCAGCUCAACUUCCAAUGUCCAGCAGUCUUCUUUUAAUGAUGGUAAUUCCACGUCCUCCUUUAAAAGUUCCUCCUCCAAGUCUGUUAUGCAAUCAUCAUCCAGCUUUGAAAGUUCCACCACUGACGGACUUGAAGGCUUGCCAAAGGAGAUGCGGGAGAAAUUAAUGUUCUGUGACUCAGGAUUUGGAUCAACCAAGACCAGCACCUGCUCCUCCCCAGCACCUAGUGAAGCAGGCUCAGAAUCUUCUCGUGUUUCCUCCACCAUGGAAUUUGAUUUAGCCAAGAAAGCUCCCAUGCGUUCCGAAGUGGCAUUUAAUGUGACGAGUCCAAACCAGCCAACACCACCUCCGAUAUUCCAGCAAACCCCUCAACCAGCGCACCAACAACCUCCUCAACCCCAACAGUAUCCCCAAACUCAGUUCCAGCAACCACCCCAGUCCAGAUUCCAGCAACCACCCCAGCCCCAAUUCCAACAGCCCCCUCAGCCCCAAUUCCAACAGCCACCUCAGCCUCAGUUCCAACAGCCACCCCAGCCCCCACAGCCUCCCCAUUUCCAACGACUUCCACAAUUCAUGCCUCAACUACUUCCCCAGAAAAUUUUCCAGCAGUUUCCUCAGUCUGCUGCACAACCAGAUCUUCAGCCGAUGACUAAGACAGCACCCCAGGUUCCUCUUGCUCCUUUACAACCAGUUGGAAAAGGGAAUCAGACUACUGUAAAUAUCUCGGAAGAAAAUGGUCGACGAGUCCUUACUUCUCAGACAUCCAGCGUGGUGCAGGAGAAAGAUGGCUUUAUGGAGCACCGAGAGACUGCUGCUGAAAUCGGUGACAAAGACAGCCAGGCUGCCCGUCGUGAAGCAACCACCAAGAUGACUCAUCAAGAGGAAGAUCCAGAGGGAAAAUUCAAGCGUUCUGAAGCAGCUGAUGCCGCUGAAGUGAGUGAAUCUUGCGUCCAGCAAAUGCCUGACGGCUCUGUUAUGUCUGUAAAGAAGAGCUCAACUUCCUCAUCGUCUGUCAAACAGUCUUUCUCUUCUUCAACUGGUGAUGCCGCCUGCCCCUUCUUCCAGCCACCAAACUUCCCGACAGGAUUUGGCGAUCUAAAGAACCUGAUGAACCGCGGUCAUUCCCUCAUGUCCCAAAUGUCUACUGAUUCCAUGGCAUCAACUUUGUCUGGAAGGUCUGGAUUCACUGAUAUGUCCAAUUUCUCUCAGUUCAGUGAUACUUCUUCACAAUAUUCUGGCAUGACAAAUCUAAGCAAUAUGUCCAAUUUUUCUGAUAUGUCCUCCAUGUCACAGAACCCGAAUGUCACAAACACAGGGAAUAUGCCUCAAGACUUUCAAUCCCCACGAGUUGCUAAAUCUUUCUCUUCAUCAUCUACUUCUUCUUUUAAUAAAUCUUCAUUUUCGUCUAGCUUUGGCGAUAGGAAUUUCUAAACCGAGUUGUUUAGUGUUUAUUGAUUUCACUUCAGCGAUUAUGGCAGCCUUUCAUCUUGGUUCAUGCUCUGGUGUUGUUGCUUAGCAUCCACGAAUUUCUUAUAUACAUUCAUUGCUUUUGGGUCAAAUUUAACAAUUUGGAAAUGCUGGUGCUAUCAUUGUGCCUUUUUGUUUCCUUCUGAAAUUCAUAAUUACAGCCAAACAUAUAUAAAUUUGGGUAUUAAUUUGGCAAUACAAUGUACUGUUCGUAUAUUCAGGUGUCAGAAAUGAAAUUUGAAACAUUAUUUUAUGUAGUUUAAAUACAGUACAAAAUUUUAAGGUUAUUCUGUAGUUAUCGUUUUCAUUAUGUCUUAGAUAUUGCAAGAAUAUUUGGAAGACAAGAAUCCAGUAUUAUUCUGUAAGUUUGUACUCAUUAUGUUAUAAGCUGAACUUUUAUUAAUUUUCAUGACAUCUGCUGUGAAAAACUACAUUAAGUUUAUUGUCAUUAGUAUUAAGAGUCAUUAAUAUAAGUAAUAUAUUAUUUCGUUUUAUACACCGAGUGAAUUUUGAAUAAAAUAUCCAUUUACUCACAA
This is a messenger RNA of Homarus americanus (American lobster), 2774 nucleotides long. RefSeq names its product AT-rich interactive domain-containing protein 1A-like. NCBI's taxonomy places the organism in Eukaryota, Metazoa, Arthropoda, Malacostraca, Decapoda, Nephropidae. The record is from RefSeq and is a predicted model, not a curated record. The coding region runs from base 247 to 2202 and encodes 651 amino acids. The transcript is spliced from 6 exons.